AUGAUCGUGGAUGGUCUGUCCUGGUGGCAGUCGUGGAUCUGCGUCUGGAUCGGAUACUUUCUGGCCGCGUGCUUUGUCUGUCUGACGGGUCGCAUCGGUGCCGUCUAUCACAUCUCCUUUCCGGUGGUGGCUCGGUCGACUUUUGGCAUUUGGGGUUCUUUCUGGCCGGUGCUGAAUCGAGUUGUCAUGGCUGUCAUUUGGUAUGGAGUGCAGGGAUAUAUUGGGGGUCAAUGCGUGACGCUGAUGAUCCGGGCGAUCUGGCCGAGCUACAACACCAUCCCCAACGGCAUCCCUAAAAGCUCGGACGUGACCACCCGCGACUUCACCAGCUUCUUCCUCUUCUGGCUGCUCUCCCUCCCGGCCCUGUGGGUCCCGAUCCAGAAACUGCGCCAUCUGUUCACGGUCAAGGCAAUUUACUCGCCCAUCGCGGCGAUCGCCUUCUUUGCCUGGGCGAUCGCGCGCGCCAACGGGAUCGGCCCCAUCGUGCACCAGCCGAACAAGGCCCACGGCAGCCAGCUGGCCUGGGCGGUGGUCAAAUCGAUCAUGAGCUGCAUGGGCAACUUCGCGGCCCUGAUCAUGAACGAUCCGGACUUUGCCCGAUUUGCGCGCAAGCCCAAGGAUGCGCUGUGGGCGCAGCUCUUUACCAUCCCACUCGGCUUCGGCAUCACCUCGUUCAUCGGCAUCAUCGCGUCUUCGUCAUCGGCCGUCAUCUUCGGUGGGGACUACGUGUGGAACCCGCUGGACUUGCUGGGCAUGUUCCUGGACGGGGCCAGCUCGGGCCAGCGAUUCGGGGUGUUCAUCAUCGCUACAGGGUUCGCGCUGGCGCAGCUGGGUACCAACCUCUCGGCCAACUCGGUGUCGGCCGGCACGGACAUGACGGCGUUGCUGCCGCGGUAUAUCACCAUUCGCCGGGGGAGCUAUAUCUGCGCGAUGAUCGGUCUGGCGAUGUGCCCGUGGAACCUACUUUCCUCGUCCAACCAGUUCACGACGUACCUCUCCGCCUACUCGAUUUUCUUAUCUGCCAUCGCCGGCCCCAUGAUCUGCGACUACUACAUCGUGCGCAAAGGCUAUCUCCAAAUGAAGGACCUCUACAGCGCCAGCAAAGACUCGCCCUACUACUACUGCUGCGGGUUCUCGUGGCACGCAUACGCGGCGUAUCUCUCAGGCUUGCUGGUCAACAUCGUGGGGUUUGCAGGCGCCGUCGGCCGCAAGGUGCCGAUCGGCGCGACGUAUAUCUACAACGUCAACUAUGUGUCGGGGUUCCUCGUCUCGUUCGCCAUGUACUACGCGCUGACGUGGGCUGUGCCCAUCCCGGCGACGAGUGCGGUGUGGAAUGAGGUUGAUGUGGAUGUUGACGAUGACCCGAUGUCUGUGGCUGAUGGGGAGGAUGUGUAUGGGGAUGAGCGGUGGGAGGGGGAGGGAGAAGCAGAUGGGGGGUUUAAGGGGAGGGAUGGGGAUUAUAAGGGAGCGAAAAGUGGAUUGAGAGGGUUGUAA
Molecule: messenger RNA, 1494 nt
Organism: Aspergillus candidus
Lineage: Eukaryota; Fungi; Ascomycota; Eurotiomycetes; Eurotiales; Aspergillaceae
Product: nucleobase cation symporter-1 family protein
Exons: 3
Coding region: 1-1494 (497 amino acids)
Biological process (GO): nucleobase transport; transmembrane transport
Cellular component (GO): plasma membrane
Molecular function (GO): nucleobase transmembrane transporter activity
Source: RefSeq, a predicted model, not a curated record